Trypanosoma cruzi is the source of this 2193-nucleotide messenger RNA. RefSeq names its product trans-sialidase, putative. Gene Ontology annotation, biological process: oligosaccharide catabolic process; ganglioside catabolic process. Gene Ontology annotation, molecular function: exo-alpha-sialidase activity. Lineage: Eukaryota; Euglenozoa; Kinetoplastea; Trypanosomatida; Trypanosomatidae. The record is from RefSeq and is a predicted model, not a curated record. The transcript has a single exon. Bases 1 to 2193 code for a protein of 730 amino acids. Gene Ontology annotation, cellular component: membrane; cytoplasm; intracellular membrane-bounded organelle.
AUGCUCUCACGUGUUGCUGCAGUGAAGGCACCCCGCACACACAACCGUCGCCGCGUGACCGGAUCCAGCGGAAGGAGGAGGGAAGGAGGAGAGAGUGAGCCGCAGAGGCCCAACAUGUCGCGGCGUGUGUUUACUUUCGCGGUGCUGCUCCUCCUCGUCGUGAUGAUUUGCUGCGCCACCUGUGUAGCUACGCCUGCAAGGGAGAAUGAUGGCAACAGUGAUUUAAGAACUGUUGAGGGGCUGCAAUGGGUCGAUUUAUUUGUGCCGAAUCAGACGCAGGUGCUGCCGAAAGGUGGAGGUACUCCAGGGAAGAAGCGGGAUUCAUUUGUUUCACCCUCUCUUGUCAGUGCUGGUGGAGUAAUUGCUGCUUUUGCCAGAGGUAAAAUAAAUCCCCAGUAUGCCGCUGAUGUUAAAUUAAUUAAGCCACUUUCUUCUGAUAUUGUGGCGGGGUACAUUGACUCUUCGUGGGAAUGGUCCACUCUUGUUGAAAAGGUGAGUGAAAGUACAUGGAAGGCACACACUGUGCUUGGUACAACUGAUGGAACGAAUCGUGUGGGCGAUGUGCUCAACCCCACAACAACAACGAAGGGUAACAAGGUGUUUCUUCUUGCGGCAGGCUUUGAAGUACUCAAUCAGAGUGAUGGGAAUUGGAAACGGGACAGACUGGAUCUGAAACUAGUUGUGGGUGAUGUCACGAAGCCUACGAGCAGCGAGCCGACUGGAAGUAUCAAAUGGGGCACACCCACAUCGUUAAGCCAGACUAAUUUAAAGACACCCAAAGCUGGAUUGAAGGAUUUUGAUUCUUCUGGUGUCUCAGGUGUUGUGAUGGAGGAUGGCACGCUUGUGUUUCCUAUGAUGGCGAAGAGUGAAGAAGAAGACGUUUACUCCAUGAUCAUUUACUCGACGGACAACGGCAGUAUCUGGGCGCUCUCUGAGGACAUGUCCCCUGCGGAAUGCCUUAACCCCCGCAUCACCGAGUGGGAGGGAUCACUUCUCAUGAUUGUUGACUGCGAGAAUGGCCAGAGGGUGUACGAGUCGCGUGACAUGGGGACGGCGUGGACGGAGGCCAUCGGGAAACUCCCAGGUGUGUGGACCAAUUCACAACCGGAAGACUCUCAGGAUGAAAGCCUGCAUGUGGAUGCCCUCAUCACCGCGACCAUUGAGGGAAGGAAGGUCAUGCUGUACAUUCAGAGAGGGUACGCCUCGGAGGAGUAUGAGGCCAAUGCUCUCUACCUUUGGGUCACGGACAACAACCGCUCGUUUUAUUUUGGACCGGUUGGCAUGGACACUUCUGUGGAGGAGGAGCUUGCCGGCGUCCUGCUGUACUCGGAUGGCAAUUUGCAUCUUUUACAACAGAGGGACAACGAUAAAGGCAGUGCCUUGUCGCUUUCCCGCCUGACGGAGGAGCUGAGUACAGUCAAGUUCUUCCUCAGUACUUGGACGCAAAAGGACAUUUUCUUCUCCAGCUUUUCUAUACCCACGGCGGGUCUGGUGGCAGUUUUGUCCGAUGCGGCCAGCGAUGACACGUGGUACGACGAGUAUCUUUGCCUGAAUGCGACGGUGAGGAAUGCAAAGAAGGUCAAAGAUGGAUUUCAAUUGACGGAGCCUAGCUCCAGGGUAUCAUGGUCCGUGAACAUUCCGGAUGAUAAUGUGCGUCAUAUAUCCUUGAGCCACGACUUCACACUUGUGGCGUCGGUGAUCAUCGAAGUGACUCCGAGUGGGAACACACCUCUACUGACUGCGACAAUGGCGGACACCAAUUCCAAUCAUACCAUGGGAGUGUCGUAUACCGCGGAUAACAAGUGGGGGAAGAUGUUUGAGGACAAGAUAACAACGGAAAGCAGGCCUUGGGAGCCGAAGAAAGAAUACCAAGUGGUACUCAUGCUGCAAGGCAACAAGGCUUCUGUGUACGUUGAUGGCAAGUUGCUGGGGGAAGAGGAGACGAUGUUAACAGGUGAGACACCACUUGGGCUUGUGCGCUUCUGCUUUGGCGCGUGCGAAAUUCACAACUUUCCUGUGACGGUGAAGAACGUCUUUCUGUACAGCCGCCCACUGAAUCCCACUGAGAUGCGUGCAAUCAAGGAAAGGAGGCAUAUCCCUCGGAUUGAGGGUGUGCGAGCCAAAGCGCCUGCUGGGAGCGGACUGCUGCCGCUGCUUCUUCUGCUGGGAUUGUGGGUGUUUGCGGCUCUGUGA